Ilex paraguariensis (yerba mate) is the source of this 203-nucleotide messenger RNA. Lineage: Eukaryota; Viridiplantae; Streptophyta; Magnoliopsida; Aquifoliales; Aquifoliaceae. The record is from the annotation of a GenBank genome assembly.
UUCCCCUCCGGGGACGAAGCAUACGGCAAUACUACUCAUGAUCAUAACUGUGGGUUAGAUUGGAUCCAACGUAGGAGUUUGUCUCUGCAUGACAUCGGAAAAAAUGGAUUUGGUGAGCAGUUCCCUCCGGGAAAGAAGCAUACGGCAGUUGUUGAUGUAUGCGGCAGCCGGUGGGAUUUGAUUGCGUCCAACGUUGCAUUUUG